AGUCACCCAGGCUCAGGGGGCGGCGGCGGCGGCGGCGGCGGCGUGGGGGGGGGGGCGGGGGGCGCGCUGUGCCGCGCAUCAGGCUGGGCCGCCCGCCCGCCGCGCGUGGAUGCAGAGCCGGGAGGAGGCGCCGCCCGAGCCGGACCCCCGCUGCUCCCGGGUGGAAUGAGGUGACAGUGGCACGGCCAGUCUGCUGGUAGAGCUGGGAGCUGUCUUCUGCCUCCCAGUGUGGGGACCUUGAAGCAAGACCACAUCAAUGCCUGGCAAGGUCGAGGAGGUGCUUUCUCCAAACUGUCCAGGAGUCUAGAUCUGGCACCGUCGGUGGGUGUCUCAGCAUCCUCUGUUACCUGGCAGUGGCCACAUCAGAGGCAGGAGUCUGCGGAGGGGGAUGGGCCACUGUGGUCUCCUUCCUUUCCUAGCCCAGUCUGCUGGGGAUGUGUCAGGCAGCGCAGCCGUGACUUCUCCUGCAGAGCUCCCGUGACCUUUGCGAAGCUAGGGUUGGAAAUAGGCAAAAGUCCCCUGGGUCUCUUUGGGGAGAACUGUGGCUUACACAAACUACGUGGGGGAGCUGUUGUGGGUCAGAGUAUCUUAAGUGAGCCGUGGGGGAGCAUCUGGCCUUUGGGCGGAGGCUGUUUGGCAGGCUCAGCGUUGGCGUGGACCAGGUGGGGCAGGCUGGAGGUUGGGGAGAGGGGCUGUCCUAGCCUCAGUGUGUUCUGUGUUGCUCUCUUGGGGCCAGAAGAGCAUCCCUGGGGCUGGGGAAAGCGCUCCCCUCACCUCGGGGUCUGCGUUGAUUUGGGGCUUGGAGGAAGGAACGGGCUCCCUUCCAAGGCGCUGUGGGUGGCAGGCCUUCCGUUCCCCCCCCUCUCCUUGGCAAUUGAUAUGGAGAUGAGGGGAAGAAUGGCUCUUGCUUGGGCCACUUGGCAUGCUGGUGGCAGAGCAGGCAGGAGGGUGAGGCACUGCUCAGGGAGGAGAGGUUGUGGGUCAGAGCUAGGAGCAAGUUGUGGUGCCAGCUGUGUGCGUGUCUGUGGGGGGGGGGGGGAGCUAAGGAAUACAAUCCCGUCUCUCCAAGCCUUGCCUUUCAGGAGGUGCUUUGAUGUAAAUUGCGGGCUUUUCUCGCAGGUAGAAGAGGCUGGUGGGGCUCUUUUAUUCUAGAGGGGGAUCUACAGAACUUUGGGACCGGGUCUGACAUUCUGGCAAGCAGCUGGAGCUGGAUUUGGGCUCCUCCCUUUACCUUCUCUGGAUAACAGCAAAAGAUGCUGCAGCUCCCGAGAUGCUAAAUGCCCUGGGAAGCCUAGAACUGUUUUCACUUCCAAAUGAAUGCCUUGGAAGACAGGCUGGCUGGUGACGGACUGGAGCUCACCUGGAUUAGACCUAAAACGCAAACCCUCUGGGACACGGGGGAGGGGGCCAGCAAUGAACAAGCUGCGCCAGAGCCUGAGACGCAAGAAGCCGGCGCACGUCCCAGAGGCGAGCCGGCCACACCAGUGGCAGGCGGAUGAGGAGGCCGUGCGCAAGGGGCGCUGCAGCUUCCCAGUGAGGUAUCUGGGGCACGCUGAGGUCGAGGAGUCCCGGGGCAUGCACGUGUGCGAAGAAGCCGUGAAGAAGCUGAAAGUGAGUGGCCGCAAGUCAGUGAAAUCUGUGCUGUGGGUCUCAGCAGAUGGGCUGCGCGUUGUGGAUGACAAGACCAAGGAUCUCAUUGUGGACCAGACGAUUGAGAAGGUUUCCUUCUGUGCUCCAGACCGGAAUUUUGACAAGGCCUUUUCCUACAUCUGCCGGGAUGGCACCACACGGCGCUGGAUUUGCCACUGCUUCCUGGCACUGAAAGAUUCGGGUGAGCGCUUGAGCCAUGCUGUGGGCUGUGCCUUUGCGGCUUGUCUUGAGCGCAAGCAGAAACGGGAGAAACAGUGUGGGGUAACAGCCUCUUUUGAUGCCACUCGCACCAGCUUUGCGCGGGAGGGCUCCUUCCGUUUACCAGGCCCUCCGGCCUCCUCCACCCGUUCCUCAGGAGCACAACCCCCACACGACAGGAAGAAAGCUGAAACCACCGUGAUACCUGUAGCCGCUGCCCCAGCUCCUGCCCAGCCUGGCAAUACCUCCCCACCUCAAGGGGCCACCUCGCCAGAGGAAAAGGCAGAGGUGGGGGGCCCGCAUGCCAUCCCGCGCCGUCAUGCGCCCCUGGAGCAGCUGGUGCGCCAGGGCUCUUUCCGGGGCUUCCCUACCCUGAGCCAGAAGAACUCUCCCUUCAAGCGGCAGCUCUCCUUGCGGCUGAGUGAGCUCCCAUCCACGCUGCAGCGCAAGGCGCUUGCGGGCAACACAGUAUUGGAGCUGAUCUCAGCUGCCAACGGAGACUCCGACAGCAUCAGUGCUCAAGGUGACACAAGCUUCUCCCAACCAGCGGGAGAGCCCCCUGGUGCUGCCCCCACCAACGGGGCCGUGGGGCACGCCCCUGCUGCAGUGCCCACAGGAGGAGCCAGCACAGGUCCCGCCGAGUGGCCAGACUCCUCCGUGGGAGCUCCCCCCAGCCCCCCGUUCCAGCCAGGGCACAAGCGGACGCCCUCCGAAGCUGAACGUUGGCUGGAGGAAGUGGCGAAGGCAGCCAAGGCCCAGCAGCAGGCAGCUGUUGCUGUAGCGGGGAUGCCUGCGCCGCUGCCCACGUUCUCUCUAGGCUUCGACGCCCCUGCCCCGCCCCUGGACGUCUUUGUGCCCAUGGGCCCCGCCUACACGCCAGCAGUGCCGUACGGUGCUGUGCCCAGUGUGCCGGUGGUGGGCAUCACCCCCUCCCAGAUGGUGGCCAAUGCUUUCUGCUCUGCCACGCAGACCCCUGCUGCCGCCUUGGGGGCCAGAGCCAGCCCUUUCCAGCAGAAUCUCUCGGGGCCAGCGCGGCCCAAGCCCAACGGGACAAUGUGGCCCCCAGAGCAGAGCCAGCCGGUGGUACCAGCCCCAUGCCGUGAACCCCCAGAUUCUUUUGAAGUGCAGUGGGCGGCCCUGGAGGGCAGGGCCCCCUCGGCUGCCCCCAACCCCUUCUCUGGUGACCAGCAGAAGACCUUUGAGAUUGAACUGUGACCCCCCCUCCCCCAUAGUGGCUGGAGAAGGUAGGUAGACCCCUCCCACUUGUCCCUCUGACCCGCUCACCUGCUGCCCACAGAAGGGCCCAACUACAGCCCCUCUUUCUGCGGCCGAAGCCCUCUGAGCAGGGAAAUGCUAUGUGCAAAGCGGGCGGGGUGGGAGGAAUGUUCGCAGGCCCAACACCAAGGGGUUGGUUAUCCAGGGAGUGGGGGGGGGGGGUUCUGAAGGGUGGGGGCUGGACAGUGGGAUGAGUGACUCUUCCCCCACAAUGCAUAGGGCCCUUUUGAGGUGUGUUCGGUGGGCGAGGAGAAUAGGGGGGAGCGGGCACAAGGAGGUUCUCUGGCCCUAAGAGUUAAAAUUCUUGGGAGGAAGUGGGGUGGGGGUGAGCCCAGCAGGUCUGGUGCCCCGUUCAUCUGACACCCCCCACAACUGUGCCUCUCUGUUCGUUUGGGCUUUUUGUGCUACCUGAGAAAAGCUGAAGAUUCUUAUUUCGCGGACAGGGAUUUAGGGUUAUUCUGCUUGGGGGUUCCCCCUUCCCAUUCGAAGUCCCUACCCCAGCAAUAGCUUCACAACUGCCUGCAGGACCGUCCUGCCAUCCCCUCCCACUGUCCCCAAGCAGCACUUGCAGGACUUCCUUCAGCAUAGCCCAGUCCUUAUGGCAGGGAGUUCUCUGGGCUGCCCACCUUUCCCUGUCCUAUGGAGGACAACUCCCAGCCUCGGCCAGGGGAGGGGGGGGGCUGGGCCCCUGGCAGGAGUGCAAGGCUCCUUCCCGCCUGUCCUUUGCUCCCCACUCUUGUCCAAGGGGCUGAACUCCACUCUCAAAGGGGAGGCCUGUGGGGCAGGGCCAGAGGGGACUCUCCAGCAGAGAGAUCAGGGCCACCCUGCCUGGGAAAAAUGCCGCCUCGUUUCAGUGUUGCCCACACUUCCAAAGUUGGGUUGCUGCUGAAUUUCAGGACAGAGAAGGGGAUCUCCCCCACAAAUAAUUUGAAAAGUAAAUUUAAAUUUGUAAUAAGUGAGUGCUUGAGUGUGGUUUUAGACAGAACUGACAGUAUCAAAAUGGGACAGUAUCUCUGAAACCAGUGGAACCUUUGGAAUUGAGAUGUGGCCCGCUUGACUAGUUGCAAGUGGGGGCUGGGGGGAGGAAACAAGGCUGGCAAGAUGUGGGGGGGAGGGAGACAAGGGGCUUUUGUGGCAUUUGGCAACAGCUGCCCACACCCUAGAGAGGGGACAUCGAUUUCCUGUCCUACCCAAACUGCCUGGUUAUUGAAAAUGGGUGGGGAGAUAGUAUUUUCUAUCUUAUUUCCAAUUUUUUUAAUCAAAGAUUCCCACAUAUUUGUAUUAUAUAAUAACUAAUAAAGCUAAUAAUAUAAGACCCCA
Molecule: messenger RNA, 4443 nt
Organism: Sphaerodactylus townsendi
Lineage: Eukaryota; Metazoa; Chordata; Lepidosauria; Squamata; Sphaerodactylidae
Gene: NUMBL
Product: NUMB like endocytic adaptor protein
Exons: 10
Coding region: 1318-3063 (581 amino acids)
Source: RefSeq, a predicted model, not a curated record